AUGGCAUUAGAUCGAGCUGUUAAAGACAAAAUUUAUUACAAACAAGAUCCUGAACAAGAAAAAGCAGCAAAAGAAUGGAUCGAAGCUGUAACUGGUGAGAAAUUUCCAACAGACGAUUAUGAAGAAGCUCUUCAUGAUGGAAUUCUUUUAUGCAAAUUAAUGAAUAAACUUAAACCUGGUUCUGUACCAAAGAUUCAUACACAAGGAGGCUCAAUUAAAUUACGUGAAAAUAUUGGUCUUUUUCAAAAUGCUGCACGUGAUUAUGGUGUCAAUCCUAGUGACUUAUUUCAAGCUGUUGAUUGUUUCGACAAACAGAAUAUUCAACAAGUAACGUUAUGUGUUUUUGCCUUAAAUCGUGUUGCUCAAAAGAAUAAUUUUAAUGGACCCAAAUUAAACUAUCAAACCAAAUUACCUGUCUAUGAUUAA
Messenger RNA from Rotaria sp. Silwood1, 426 nucleotides. The record is from the annotation of a GenBank genome assembly. Lineage: Eukaryota; Metazoa; Rotifera; Eurotatoria; Philodinida; Philodinidae.